Eruca vesicaria subsp. sativa (arugula) is the source of this 3788-nucleotide messenger RNA. NCBI's taxonomy places the organism in Eukaryota, Viridiplantae, Streptophyta, Magnoliopsida, Brassicales, Brassicaceae. The record is from the annotation of a GenBank genome assembly.
CUUCUCUCUGACUCUUUCUCUCUCAAAUCGAAUCUCAAAGUUUUUUCCUCAUUCUUCUGCGAUUAAAAUCUCUCAACGAACAAUUCAUCUUCUUCAACAAAGCUAACUUAUCUUUCCGCCUUCCGAAGCUAUCUGAUCCCCGAGAAAAAGAGUGAGCGAUCGGCUCAUAUUAUUCGGAUUUGACUCGAUGUUCGCCAAGAAAUUUCUGCAGAAAGCCUCCGGUGGUGGUGCUCAUAAGUCUGCUCCAGCUCCCCCGCCACGUGGAUGUUUGAUAGCAGAAGAUUUGGAUCCACAUGUUGUUUCACACUAUGGGAUACCUUCCACGGCGUCUCUUCUUGCUUUUGACCCUAUUCAGUGCCUCUUGGCUGUGGGAACACUAGAUGGAAGGAUAAAAGUGAUUGGUGGUGAUAACAUUGAGGCGAUUCUUUCAUCCCCUAAGCAGUUCCCUUUCAAAAACUUAGAGUUCAUUGAGAAUCAAGGCUUUCUGGUCAGCAUCUCAAAUGACAACGAGAUUGAGGUUUGGGACUUGGAUCUUAGGAAGGCAGCUUCAAGCUUACUUUGGGAGUCAAACAUAACUGCAUUUUCAAUCCUUCAUGGCACCGGUUACAUGUAUGUUGGUGAUGAGUACGGUAUGGUGUCUGUAGUAAAGUACAAUGCUGACGAAGGAAGAUUGGUGCAUCUUCCUUAUUAUGUUCCAACUGAUGCGUUAGCUGAAGCAGCAGGGCUUUCGUCACCUAUUGACUAUCCUGUUGUUGGACUUCUUUCUCAGCCUUCUUCAAGAGGAACCAGAUUGUUGAUUGCGUUCUCAAAUGGAUUACUUUUUCUUUGGGAUGCAUCAGAAGAUCGUGUGGUGUUAGUUCGAGGGAACAAAGAUCUACCUAUGGAGGGUAAGACAGUCAAUGAUUCUCUGGAAGCCUCACACGAUGAGCUUUCUGAUCUUGAACUAGAUGGGAAAGAGAUAAGUUCUCUGUGUUGGGCAUCAGCUGAUGGUUCAGUUCUUGCUGUUGGUUACGUGGAUGGAGAUAUAUUAUUUUGGGACUUUUCUGAGGGGCAAAAGGGAAAGGCAUCUAAUCAUGCUGUUAAGUUACAGUUGUCUUCAGCUGAGAAAAGACUUCCUGUUAUUGUUAUGCAUUGGUGCUUGGAUGUGACUCGCAAGAAUUGUGGUGGAAAACUUUUUAUCUAUGGUGGUGAUAUCAUUGGUUCUGAUGAAGUACUGACGAUGUUGGCUCUCGAUUGGUCGUCUGGUAUGGGAGGUCUGAAAUGUGUUGGCCGUGUGGACUUGACCCUUAGUGGUUCAUUUGCUGAUAUGGUCUUGUCUCCAAUUGCUAGUUCAAGGCAAAGUGGGGUGUUUUUAUUCCUGCUGACAAAUCCAGGACAAUUGCAAGCGUAUGAUGAUGCCUCUCUAGCCUCUCUGAUGUCUCAGAAAGAGAAUAAUAUUUCUGAUUCUCCGUUGCCAUAUCCAAUGGUUGUACCGACGAUGGAUCCACGGAUGACAGUAGCAAUGUUUGCUGCAUUAAAUGUAAAUGACAAGCCGUCACUGGCUUUAUCUGAGAUAGUCGUAGCUGCAAAAUCUCGAACACCACGUACUCCAUCUGGAGAAAGUGCACAAUGGCCGCUAACAGGUGGUGUUCCAAGCCAUCUUGAUGACUACAAGCUUGAGCGACUGUACAUAGCAGGAUAUCAAGAUGGGUCUCUCCGAAUAUGGGAUGCAACCUAUCCAUGCCUAUCUCUCAUUUACGACUUGAAGCCCAAAGCAAAUGGUAUUGGCAUAACUGGAGUAGAUGCAUCAGUAACAGCAAUUUCUUUCUGUUCUAAGACUUCUUGUUUGGCUGUUGGUAACGAAAGUGGUAUGGUUCGCCUAUUCAAGCUGAUCGGCAAUAAAAGUGGAGGCAAUUUGGAAGUUGUUACCAACACUGACAAACAAGACUCAUUACUUGUAGUUCACCAUUUACAUCAAGAAGAUGGACCUCAAUGGUUGGCUGCGUAUUCCUUCCUGAGUUCCCCAGUUUGCACCCUGGGAUUUGUGCAGUCUACAAGAAGGCUUGCUGUGGGAUUUAAAUGUGGCAAGGUUGCAAUGCUCGACAUUAGUGCGCCAUCAGUAAUGUUUGUUACAAAUAGCUUAUCUGACACCGGUUCCCCGAUCAAGUCACUUUGUGUAAAAUCCUCACCAGCUCCAACUGAUCAGAACUCCAUAAAUUCUGAAGCUCUUGAUGAUUUAAUCUUGUGUGCAAUGACCAAGGAUGGGCAGACCAUUUUUUUCGAUGGCAACAGUGGGAAAAUGCUCGCCCCAUGCUUGAAACCUCUGAAGAACUCAGCUGCGAUUUGUAUGCACAUUAUAGAGAACUGCUAUGAACACUCUGAAAUGCCCAGUGAAACACCAGCUGAAAAUCUAAAUGGGAAGGAGAAACAUGAAAACAAAUCUCAUCUGAUCAAUGCAAGUGAGAGUCAUUCACCAGGUGGUGAACAGAAUGCUGUCACGGAAACAACAUUUGAGAAUUCAUUAUUUCUCAUGUGUUCUGAGGAUGCACUGCGCUUGUAUUCUUUAAAGUCGAUAUCGCAGGGAAGUCUUGAGAGCACUAUGGAGGUAAAUCUUCCAAGGCCGUGUUGCUGGAUGGGAACCCUGAAAAAGGAUGGAAGGGAAUGUGCAGUACUCCUGCUUUACAAAACAGGGCAUAUUGAGAUAAGAUCAUUCCCGAAUCUUGAAGUUGUGGGAGAGAGCUCUUUGCUUUCACUUCUUAGUUGGAAUUUUAAGCCUAACAUGGAGAAGACAGUAUGUUCGGAUGAUUUUGGCCAUCUCUUCCUGGUGAAUGGUUGUGAAGUUUCUAUCCUUUCGUUUCUGGCCCAUGCAAACGGAUUCAGACUUCCAGAGUCUUUACCUAUGCUUCAUGACAAAGUCCUUGCAGCUGCUGCUGACGCUACCUUUAGCCAAUUGCCUGCCCAUAAGAAAAACCAUGAUGGCACUCCCAAAUUCCUAAGUGGGAUUAUUAAAGGCUUCAGAUCAAGCAAUGAACAGAAGGUGGAGCAAGUACUAGAUUUCUCUCACCUGGGGAACAUCUUUUCUAGUCCACCAUACCUAAAGCCUUCUGUUAUCGAUGGCGAUGAUGAGAAGAUUAUCGAGCUAAACAUAGACGAUAUUGAGAUAGAUGAACCACUAAACAUCUUGCCUUCAAAGGAGAAAGACAAAAAAGAAAAGAAAGAUAAGAGAACAGAUAAGGAAAAACUGUUCGACGGUGCAUCCAGCGAUGCACAACCCAAAACAAGAACAGUUGAUGAAAUAAAGGCCAAGUACAGAAAAGCAGGGGAAACAUCAGCAAUAGCUUCACAAGCAAAGGACAAACUUCUUGAGCGUGGAGAAAAACUCGAGAGGAUCAGCCAACGAACAGCUGAGCUCCAAGACGGUGCUGAGAACUUUGCAUCAAUGGCACAUGAACUCGCUAAACAAAUGGAGAAGCGAAAAUGGUGGAACAUAUGAGAAAGCCUGCACACCUGUUUGCUUCAUGUGCAUGUUUACGUAGUCAUUGUGACAAUCGCAGGUUCUUUGCGUACAUAAAUUAAUUAUGUGAUGUUUUCCACAGGUGCAUACUCACUUUCAUUUUAUUUAACAAUCAAAUCUGUAAAAUAGAUUGACCAAAGAGAGCAACCAUAUUAACGUUGAGAAGUUGCUUGUGAGGUGAUUUGAUAUUACCUUCUUUAUGAGACUAUUGUGACCGUCUUUCAAUGUUUUUUACUCUGUUUCAUCGCUUUGUGAAUUGUAAAAUCCAAUGUGUGUAAUAAAAAUGUAGUUUGUC